This is a messenger RNA of Saccostrea echinata, 1029 nucleotides long. Its product is annotated as ribulose-phosphate 3-epimerase-like. Bases 28 to 726 code for a protein of 232 amino acids. Gene Ontology annotation, biological process: carbohydrate metabolic process; pentose-phosphate shunt; pentose-phosphate shunt, non-oxidative branch. Lineage: Eukaryota; Metazoa; Mollusca; Bivalvia; Ostreida; Ostreidae. Gene Ontology annotation, cellular component: cytosol. The record is from RefSeq and is a predicted model, not a curated record. Gene Ontology annotation, molecular function: D-ribulose-phosphate 3-epimerase activity; metal ion binding. The transcript is spliced from 5 exons.
UUCGACCUUCAUCAUAUCCAAAUCAAGAUGGCAGCCCCCUGCAGUGGAAAACAGUGUCAAAUUGGUCCAUCAAUUCUUAAUUCGGAUCUUUCUAAAUUAGCCUCCGAAUGCCAGAGACUAAUGGACAGUGGUGCAGACUAUCUGCAUCUUGAUGUUAUGGAUGGGCAUUUCGUUCCAAACCUAACAUUUGGACACCCUGUUGUUAAAUGCCUUCGACCAAAAGUGCCUGGAGUGUUUUUUGAUAUGCAUAUGAUGGUAAAAAACCCAGAACAGUGGGUACAGAAUAUGGCAGAUGCAGGAGCAAACCAGUAUACAUUCCAUUAUGAGGCAACAGAUGACCCUACUGGGUGUAUAAGAAAGAUCAGGGAAGCUGGAAUGAAGGUUGGUGUUGGGAUAAAACCAAAGACAGCAGUUGAUGUGUUAGUGCCAUUAAUAGACCUAGUAGAUAUGGUUCUCAUAAUGACUGUGGAACCAGGAUUUGGAGGCCAGAGGUUUAUGGCAGACAUGAUGCCAAAGGUUUCUUUCUUGAGAGAGAGGUACAGUGAUUUGGAAAUUGAGGUAGAUGGGGGUGUUGGACCAUCAACAAUUCAGUAUUGUGCAGACGCUGGUGCUACAAUGAUUGUUUCUGGAAGUGCUAUAAUCAACAGUGACAAUCCAAAAGAGACUAUAACUUACAUGAGAGAUAUUGUUAAUCAGUCCAUUAGGAAGGUUUCUGCCAAGAGUUAACAUAGCAUUGAUUCUAAGAGAGCCAUAUGUAUACUGUGAAGAAGUUAGUCUUAUUUGCUAGUGAUUAUUUUGUAUUUAAACACUUGACUUGUAAUAUUUUUGAAUUUAUCCAAACCAAAACUUUAGAUGAUUUGUUCUAAAGAAUCUCUGAACUCAGAAAGGAAUUAUCAUUUAUGUCUCUCUCUCAGGUACUGUUAUUGUCAAAGAGAGUAUUAUUUAUAUAAUUCUAACUUUAUUUAUUUCUGACCAUUUGUUUUGUUGAUGUACAUACUGAGAAUUUACAGAGAAUGCUUACGGAGAAUG